CAUUCUUCAACGGUAACAAACCUACUCUUGACGAAAAUGAUGAGAACAUUUCAAGAUGGCUAGUAGUAAUCACUCGGCCUGCAGGAAUGAGUUUUUCAAGGAGCUGAAACCACGAUGCGUCGCCAUCAUCAAUUUGGCCGUUCGUGCGCCCGACAAGAGAGCGAGCGCGAAAGAACUACUAGGCUUGGUGGAAGACCUCUAUUCUAUUCUAGAUCGCCAAGUAAAUGCCGAUGCCUCUGUGUUAGAUGAGAAGCUUGCUGAAUAUGUCUUCUUCCCACUGUCCAACAUUCUGCUCCAUCAGCAGCAGUAUCCUAUCCGACUGACGGAGCUCACUAUCAAAUGCCUACGGGUGUUAAUUCAGCAUGGAUGGAAGGUUAAGAUCUCACAAGAUCUUUCUCAGCAGCUUCUCAUAUUCCUUACCUUCAUCAUCGGUGGUGUUCCUGGACAAAAAAGAAAGGACCCUAUUCCGGAAGAAACCGAAUUAGAGGCAUUCAUGACCUUAACCUCAUUGAUUCAAGCCGCUGGAUCCUCGUCAAUCGGAGCAGCAGCACUUGUAGAAACGAAUGCUGUACCUGCUUUAGGUCAUGCUGUUACCAUCGUACUUGAUGGUGUUACGGAGGGGAGAACGCCCGAUAUUCGUCUUGAGGCGCUGAAGACGCUAGAUGCACUUUUGGUCGCAAUCAGGGACCAUGCCGCAUUAGCCACUUUCUUACCCGGAAUAGUGUCAUCCCUAAGCCAACUUCUUACACCUCCCACCUCGUUAAAAAAUCAGAGAAGAGUCUUAGUUAGUGGCAUUAAUGCUUUGCGAGAUGUCCUCACGAAGGUCCUAGGAGAUAUAAAAGUAAUGGGAAUAGUUAAGGGGAAGGCCUCGGUGAAAAAUGAAAGUGGUAGCGAGAGUGGCGUUCUAACAGCUUCAUGGUUGAAAGCAACUACGGCCAAGAUAAAACUUGCUCUUUCAAGCGUUUUAAAGCUACGAAAUGCUGAUUUAGACGACGUUCGAUCUGCCUUAGAAAGGUUAUGUAUCACUCUAUUGGACGAAUGCCACCAUUCCCUUACAGACUGUACAUCGAUACUAGUCGAGAGUGCAAUGAUUCUCGCCGAUGACGAAAACGAGAAAUCCGUACUCGAGACGAGUUUGACUGAUCUCGCUAGAAUCUAUCCAGAAUUCACAGAUACGAUUAAGACUGCGAUAUAUAACUGGGUGACGAGCCUUCCUCGAUUGAUGCAAUCCAGUGAUAAUAAGGUCAAACAACAAGCCAUCCGGAACCUCAUGAAAGGUCAACAUUUCAUCACGACCCUUCAGAUUGACUCGUCCAUCCUAGAUGACUCAUUGGCUGCGUCUCUAAGGGACAGCGCCACCGCGCUUAUCCUUGCAUCAAAGCCCACUACUAUGUCGGAGCUUCCUUCGAACGCCAUUGAGUUGGAUAUGAAUUUGGCUAGACGUGAUGGACCCAAUACCUUCCCAGCUGUACUAAUUGCGCAGGAAACAGAGCGGUCUACACGAACGGCGCUUCUGGAAUUUUUGUCAAAGGUUGGAUCUAUUUCUCAACAAACUAAACUAGCAGACGACCUGCUCAACUAUGCCCGAGAAUUUACUGGACCAAGUCAGGUUGCCUCAUAUUGGAUGGCUUUCGAGCUAGUGAAGUCAAGUUUAUCUCAACAUUCAGAUCUCGACGAUUUCCUCGACCUAAGCUCCGCGACAGGUCCACCGGAGGAGAGCGAGUCUAUAUUCGAAGAACUAUAUUCCUUCUCGGUCGCUAUUCUAGAUUCACAGGAUGAGUCAGAAGAUAUUGACUGGCGACUGCAGGCACAGGCUUUAGAAGUUACGACGUUUGCCGCGUCGAGAAUGAAGGAAAGCUUUCGCCCAGAACUAAUUGAUGUGCUGUAUCCAAUUACAACACUUCUAGGCUCAGGGGUUCCAAAACUGCGCGAUCAUGCGAUCAUUAGUCUCAACAAUAUCGCUGCCUCGUGCGGAUACUCUAGCGUUACGGACUUAAUCAUUGACAAUGUUGACUACAUGGUCAAUUCAGUAUCCUUGCGUUUGAACACGUUUGAUAUAUCUCCCGCGUCGACUCAAGUUCUGCGGAUGAUGGUAAAACUUACUGGUCCACGAUUGAUACCAUACCUUGAUGACGUGAUUGCCUCGAUAUUCGCGGCUCUUGAUAAUUACCAUGGAUACCCUCUUUUCGUGGAAAGUCUGUUUAGUGUCCUUACGGAAGUGGUGCAGCAAGGAUCACAAUCUGAUCAUUUGCUGCUAGAAGCGGUAAAGUCGUCGGCAAAAGAUCAUCGGAAAAACUUACAACCUGUUGUCACAACCGAAGAUAUCGAGUCCAUUCUCUCUAGCCGUAUCGAAAGACGGCAUAAACAACAGUUAGAAGAGGUAGAGGUGGAGGAGAUUGGGCCUCAUCCGAAACAUCCUUGGAAGGGAAAGGAACCAGUUGAGACCCAAGACGAGGAUGAUGAACCUGGCGCCGAAGUCAAUAAACCACCACCACCUAAAACACCCACUUUCAAGAUCCUCGCUCGCAUCACCGACCUAACGCAACAUUACCUUACAUCACCGACCCCCACAUUACGAAAGUCACUACUCGAUCUCUUGGCAACCGUCUGCCCGGCACUAUCACCCGACGAGGAAGCAUUCCUACCCCUAGUCAACUCCGUCUGGCCAGUCCUAGUCGAGCGGCUGUACGACUCAGAGCCGUUCGUAGUCACGUCGGCAUGUAAAGCCCUAGCCGCGCUAUGCCAGAGCGCCGGGGACUUCCUCAACACACGGAUCAAGACGGAAUGGUGGGACAACCUCGGCAAGUGGUGCCGGAAAGUCAAGGCGGACGCAGCUCAAGCGAAUAGUAAAAGGAGAGUCGUCGAGACCAGAGGUAGUAAACUAGACCAAGGCCUGCUGAUCCCCAUCCGUUCCCGGAACGGCAUCGAGGGGAGAGAGGUAAGCAAGGCUACAGACGUCGUUUCGAGCGCGGGGUUAGGCAGGUUUACGCAGGCGGUUCGCGUUUGGGAGGCGGUGCAGGAGCUCCUGGUUGCUGUUGUGUCGUUUGUUCAGAUCGACGACGACGUGUUCGAUCAGAUCCUCCUGCUGAUGGCGGAUUCCCUGCCGACGAAUGCCGAGGCUCGGGCCGCGAUGGAGGCGGUUGAUCCUGAUGCUGUGUGGUUGCUGAUGUGUGAGAAAGGGAUGGUCGAGCCGAUGGAGAGACCGGUCCUUGCCGGGGUUACAUUCGUUGAUGUUUGGGGAGGCUAGUGAUUUGGGGAUGUCGAGCUAACGUACAUACAUACGUAUGGGUAUGCUUGAGUUAGGCUGGCAUGUAGGUGGUUAUGGCAUAGGGUCGUAGUUGGGCGCCGUAUUCAUACAUGCAUUCCUACAUAGGAAUCUUCUAGUGUAUGACCUUCACACUAGGCAA
Annulohypoxylon maeteangense is the source of this 3407-nucleotide messenger RNA. RefSeq names its product ARM repeat-containing protein. The record is from RefSeq and is a predicted model, not a curated record. The transcript is spliced from 2 exons. Lineage: Eukaryota; Fungi; Ascomycota; Sordariomycetes; Xylariales; Hypoxylaceae. Gene Ontology annotation, biological process: chromatin remodeling. Bases 56 to 3247 code for a protein of 1063 amino acids. Gene Ontology annotation, cellular component: cytoplasm.